CUCUGCUCCCUCGCGACUCCUAAUUUAAUGAAAAAAGUAGAAGCCUGUAUUAAAAAUAGAUUGCUAAAUUAUGACAGUAAGUUUUACUUUUUGAAGCACCAAUCACAUUGAAUUUAAGCCUUGAAAAUAACAUAUGACAGAAAUAUAAAGUAAGAUGUGUUAAAUACACCUUUAUGGUGGAGUCCUUCUUCAGACCCUGUGCAUAUCGGGGCACUAGGCUACCCUUCUUUUUUUAGUCACGUAAGGCGAUUAGAGGAGUUGGAAAAAGGCAUUGGUCAUUAAUUUUUUUUUUUCAUCUAUAGAACAUAUAUUGUAUUGAACUAAGACGGAUUUAAAAUUUUCAAUAAAGCGAUGUAAAUAAUAAGUAUCAUAUCUUGAAAAACAUAUAAUUAAGGAGGGAAUUUUUUAAAGAUAACGUCACAUGUAGAAUAUAAACUGAAUUUGGAACUCUGGGCCUUCGCGACUAAACUAGAAUCCUUGUUGAUAUUAAAAGGAUUCAAGAAUUUAAAUAAUAUGAUAAAAAAAAUUAUUUGUAUCGUUUAUAUUAAUAUAUAUAGUAUAAUUUUUCAGAAAAAUGGAUUCAACUGAACUCUCUCGUCACGAGCUAAUUUCAUUCACCAAUAUAUAUAAUUAAUCAACCUGUACUUGAAAUUUAUUCGCAUCACUUGUUGUUGUAGUAGUACCUAUAUUGCUCAUAUUGUGAUUUUUAUGAUAUGUAUUAAUAUGAUAUGUAUAAAAGAUAUAUAUGUCUACCUUAUAUCAUUCAAAAAAACAUGGUAAUUUUCAAGUCCACAAUUUUAUUGAAGACAUAAUUUUUAUAAUUUAUUGAUUUUCUUUAGAAAACUUAUGCGACCGAACUUGUUGACUUAAUGUUAAAAAGUUCAUUUCCAAUUAUUGGUGUUACAUGAGUGGUCCACUAAUUGGGUGAGAAGGUUUUACUCAUGUUAUAGGUCAUCAAUACGAAAGAUUGACAAAGGAUGAAUAGUCAUGCUCAUGCAUUACAACUAUAAAAGGUAUGUCACUACUAACACUAGCAGUAUCAAUCCAUGGCCUAAAGCCACCUCCUUGUGCCAAUCCAACUGCAACUGACUGCAAAAAAGCAUCAACACUUCAACUAGCUGUCUUCUUUGGUGCACUCUACACCUUAGCCAUCGGCACGGGUGGCACAAAGCCCAACAUCUCGACGAUAGGCGCCGACCAAUUCGACGAAUUUCACCCUAAGGAAAAAUCACAAAAACUUUCAUUUUUCAAUUGGUGGAUGUUCAGUAUUUUCCUAGGGACACUAUUUGCUAACACUGUGCUUGUGUACAUUCAAGACAAUGUGGGCUGGUCCCUUGGAUAUGGGCUUCCAACAUUGGGCCUUGUUAUAUCUAUAAUGUUAUUUUUGGCUGGAUCAGCUUUUUAUAGACAUAAAAAGCCCAGAGGAAGCCCAUUUACAAGAAUGGCUAGAGUCAUUAUUGCUGCAUUAAGGAAAUGGAAUGUUCAAGUUCCUAGUGAUCCAAAAGAGUUGUAUGAGCUUGAUUUGGGAGAAUAUACCAAGAACGGAAAAGUUAGAAUUGACUCCACUCCCACUUUAAGGUUUUUGAAUAAAGCUUGUGUUAAAGUAGAUACAACUGAUCCAUGGAUGUUAUGUUCAGUUACUCAAGUGGAAGAGACUAAGCAAAUGCUAAGAAUGAUACCAAUCUUGGUUGCAACAUUCAUUCCAAGCACAAUGAUAGCUCAAAUCAACACACUUUUUGUCAAGCAAGGCACAACUCUUAAGAGAAACAUUGGUAAUUUCAGCAUCCCUCCAGCUAGUCUACAUGCUUUCGUUACCAUAUCGUUGUUAGUGUCCGUUGUGCUCUAUGACCGAUUCUUCAUGAAAAUCGCGAAAAGAUUGACAAAAAAUCCAAGAGGUAUAAACAUACUUCAGAGAAUGGGAAUUGGAAUGGCUUUCCAUAUUGUGAUCAUGUUAGUUGCAUCGUUCGUUGAGAGGCAUAGGCUUAGUGUAGCUAGGGAACAUGGUCUAGUUGAAAGUGGAAAACAAGUACCGUUAUCUAUAUUCAUUUUGUUACCUCAAUUCAUUCUUAUGGGAACAGCUGAUGCAUUCUUGGAAGUUGCCAAGAUUGAGUUUUUCUAUGAUCAAGCACCAGAAGGCAUGAAAAGUCUAGGAACUUCUUAUUCAAUGACUAGUCUUGGUGUUGGGAAUUUCAUUAGUAGCUUCUUGCUAUCGACAGUUUCUGAUAUUACCAAAAAGCAUGGGAAUCACAGAGGAUGGAUACUAAACAACCUGAAUGCAUCUCAUCUUGACUAUUACUACGCGUUCUUGGCGAUACUCAACUUAUUGAACUUCAUCUUUUUCCUGUUUGUUAGCAAGUUUUAUGUGUACAAAGCUGAAGUCUCUGAUUCACUGGCUGUGCUAAGGCAAGAAUUGGAGAUCGGAUCAAAACAUCGUGUAACUAAUAGCCAAGAAGUUUCAACCAACAGACACGUUAAUGGUUCUACAUAGGAUUCUAACAAACAUAUUUACUUUGCUCCAAACUUCUUUUCUGCUUUAGCUAGGUAGUGUACUAUACUGGCUAUGGCUCAGAUCCUCCAAAAAUGCUGCUGCACCAGUGUCAAAUCCUCCGAAAAUGCAGCCUCACCCUUUUUGGGAAUCAAAUCAAUCCCACAUCGGAGAAAAGAGGAUACAUGUCCAAUAUUUAGGAGUCUCACCCAACUCCUAGUAUGAGGCUUUUUGGAAAGGUGUCCAAAAACAAAUCCGUGAGUGCUUGGCUCAAAGUGGACAACAUCAUAGUAGUGUGGAGUUUGGAUGAAAUUACACGCGGUCCCAACAAGUGUUAUCAGAGCCUAGUGCGGAGUUUGGAUGAAGUUACAAGUGGUAUCGGAGCCCGGGUUCGGGUGUAUCGGAGUAGUGGACUGUGUGUGUUUGGUGAGAAGUAGUCCCCGGUGUGACAACAAGAUCGGAGAUCUGCAGGUGGUAGCGGCAGUACAAGAUUUUUGGCAGAUCAUGUGAAGUGACCCAGUAGCUGAGAUCCUGGUGAGUGGUGGGGCGAAUGGUCAGGCGGCAUACUAGUGCGGAGUUUGGAUGAAAUUACACGCGAUGCCAACAAGUGUUAUUAGAGCCUAGUGCGGAGUUUGGAUGAAGUUACAAGUGGUAUCGGAGCCCGGGUUCGGGUGUGUCGGAGUAGUGGACUGUGUGUGUUUGGUGAGAAGUAGUCCCCGGUGUGACAACAAGAUCGGAGAUCUGCAGGUGCUCGCGGUACAAGAUGUUUUACAAGUGGUAUCGGAGCCCGGGUUCGGGUGUGUCGGAGUAGUGGACUGUGUGUGUUUGGUGAGAAGUAGUCCCCGGUGUGACAACAAAAUCGGAGAUCUGCAGGUGGUCGCGGUACAAGAUGUUUGACAAAUCAUGUGAAGUGACCCAGUAGCUGAGAUCCUGGUGAGUGGUGGGGCGAAUGGUCAGGCGGCAUGUCGACCCAGUAGAUGAGAUUCCCACUGGUUGGUAGUGGUGGUAUAGAUUACCUCUGAAGGGGAGGCGAAGCAAAUCAAUCCCACUUGGGAGAUAUAGAGAAUACAUGUUCAAUAUUCAAGAAGUCUCACCCAACUCCACUAAUAUUUAAUAACACGUGGUCCCAACAACCCUGUCGUGUCCGCCAAAUAUUAUGCAUUUUUGGAGGAUCCAACACUGUUGUAUCAACAUUUUUUGAGAAUCCGAGUAACACAGCUAUAUAGGACAGUAGUUUUGUUCACCUCCUAUCUCUUUGUUAUGAUUUUCACAUCGAUUGUAAUGAUAAUCAGUUAAAUAUAGUUGUUUCGAGAUAUGAAAAGAUCAUGUGUAUUUAUUGAUCAGCAAUUUCAAUUCUAUAGCUGAUAAUAGUUCAUAAUCUGAGUUUACUCAAUAUGGCCUCCUCUUUGCUAAUUGGAAUGUCUUCUUCAAGAAUUGAUUAGCAGCUUUGUCAUUUCUAU
This is a messenger RNA of Capsicum annuum, 3945 nucleotides long. RefSeq names its product protein NRT1/ PTR FAMILY 5.2. Gene Ontology annotation, molecular function: dipeptide transmembrane transporter activity; tripeptide transmembrane transporter activity. Bases 1016 to 2488 code for a protein of 490 amino acids. Gene Ontology annotation, biological process: dipeptide transport; transmembrane transport. NCBI's taxonomy places the organism in Eukaryota, Viridiplantae, Streptophyta, Magnoliopsida, Solanales, Solanaceae. The record is from RefSeq and is a predicted model, not a curated record. The transcript is spliced from 3 exons. Gene Ontology annotation, cellular component: membrane.